GUCUCAAACAACAGGUUACAGGAAGAACAACUCCUCCUGGAACUGAGUGGGAUCUGUAAUCUUCACAAAAGACCCUAACACAUUUUAUAUAUAUGAGAUCUUUGAAUUCCAAAUUAACAAUCCUAAAUGGCAUCAAUUUGGACUCUUCAAUUCCAUCCCAUUUCUCUCCAGCCUUCAAUUUGGGUUUCAAAGCAUCAGACCCAUUUGAAUUUUGUGAAACUCAGACCGGAAUUUCGUUUCAUAAGUAGUAGUAGCAAGCAGCUGAACCGGAAAUUUGUACUGGGAGCCAAUUCCGGUUCGCCGAGUGACCCAGAUGAACCGGCGGUUAAGACUCAGACAAUCACCGUCUCUGUAAAAGACCAACUCUCCAAAUUGCACGGAACAAUCAACUCUUUCCCUCCCCUCGUUUUCGUGAUGAAUAGAUAUGGUGGGAGUAAUCUGGCAAUAGGGUUAUGUAUUGCAAUUGCAUUGUUGGUCAUUGCUGUAAGAGUGUAUGCGGCGAGGAAGUUGAGGCACAGAACUCCUGGUUCUGUAGCUGAUCUCGUUAGACGUGGGCAGCUGAGGUCUGAUAGAAGAGGCAUCUCGAGGCCUCUCAAGUAUGAAGACCCGUUCAAUAAUCCGAUGGUGAAGGUUGGGAAGAGCAAUUCGACUGUUGAAAUGUGUGGAAAGGUUUAUCGUUUAGCCCCGGUUACUCUGACGGAAGAGGAACAAGCCAUCCAUCAAAAAAGGAGGUCACGGGCGUACCAGUGGAAGAGGCCAACAGUGUUCCUUAAAGAAGGGGAAUCGGUACCUGCUGAUGUUGAUCCUGAUACAAUUCGGUGGAUUCCUGCUAAUCAUCCUUUUGCAACGACAGCUAGUGACAUUGAUGAAGACUUAGCACAGAAUAAUGUUUAUCAAAAGCAUGGUGUUCCAUUUCGUAUUAAAGCUGAGCAUGAGGCAAUGCAAAGAAAGCUUGAAGCACUACAAAGUGAGCAAAAACUCAAUAAUUUAAUGAUAGAUCCCAGAAAUGCUAAAGAUUUUGAGAGACCAUUCAAGGAACAUCCAAGGUCUCAUGAGCAAGUAGAACAGAGUUCCUUUAAUAAUCAAACCAGUGACUCUAUGCCCCCCACAUCAGACCCUGCCCCAAUUUCAGUUGAAAGCAAUUCAUCCUCAGAGGAAACGCAGAAACUGUAAGUUACAUCUGGCUUCUGGGAAUGCUACUGUCAUCUGUCAAAGAGACUUGUUCUGCAGCAAACAUGGGAUUCCUGAGUUUUACGAAAUACAUAUCCAGAUAUUGGUAUGAAUUUGCUUCUAAGUUUUGAAUUUUAACAACGUCCAUCUCUGAUAUUCAAGUUGAAAAGCGAAGGCUGGAUUGUAAAUAGAAAGUCUACUUAUUUCAGUUUAUUCUACGUAGAUUGCAAUGUUUUUCCAUAGAUAGCCUUACUGCAUAAAAUCUGUUGUACACAUGGUUUCUGUA
Quercus robur (English oak) is the source of this 1456-nucleotide messenger RNA. RefSeq names its product protein MULTIPLE CHLOROPLAST DIVISION SITE 1. NCBI's taxonomy places the organism in Eukaryota, Viridiplantae, Streptophyta, Magnoliopsida, Fagales, Fagaceae. The coding region runs from base 127 to 1173 and encodes 348 amino acids. Gene Ontology annotation, biological process: chloroplast fission. The record is from RefSeq and is a predicted model, not a curated record. The transcript has 5 exons. Gene Ontology annotation, cellular component: chloroplast; chloroplast inner membrane.